UUUUGACAUUGACAAUUCGUUUCUAUAAGAUUGAAAAUUGAAUCUUGUAUUUUGAAAAAGGAUUUAAAAACUUUAAUUAUUACGGAUCCGAAAACACCUAGAAAAUGUUGGCACGAACAUUAGUUUCGAGAGCCUUAUUAUCUAGAUUCGCUAAGGUAGCUGCCGACCAUGCUAAGCAAGCGAAGAGAAACGCAGGCCAUGGGGUUUGGACAUACCGAGUGCCUCCACCUUUACCAUCGAAAAGAGCAACAUAUUUAGCUGAAGGGCUUGGUGGACUGUGCUGGUUUUGGAUUCUUUAUCAUUGUGCAACUGAACCUGAACAUAUUUAUGGUGAAUGGCCUUAUAUUGACCCUAGCACUUGGACUGAUGAAGAAUUGGGUAUCCCUCCAGAUAACGAAGGACCACUGAGGAAGUAGCAAUGAAACUAAAACAGUGCAUUGAUUAAUUUUGAAAAACAUAGUAUCACGUCUUUGUUAUUUUAUUGAAUAAUUGUCAUUAUUUUUGUCAAAUAAAAUAUCACUCACA
Messenger RNA from Papilio polytes (common Mormon), 525 nucleotides. Its product is annotated as NADH dehydrogenase [ubiquinone] 1 beta subcomplex subunit 2, mitochondrial-like. The transcript has 3 exons. NCBI's taxonomy places the organism in Eukaryota, Metazoa, Arthropoda, Insecta, Lepidoptera, Papilionidae. Gene Ontology annotation, cellular component: mitochondrial inner membrane. The record is from RefSeq and is a predicted model, not a curated record. The coding region runs from base 105 to 416 and encodes 103 amino acids.